AUGCAGGGAAACUCUUCAACAAAUCGGAUGGAUGAAGGAGUCUUAGGCUUUUUGUUUUCUGCUAUAGGAAGAAUCGUUGAGGAAGAGAAGGGAGGAACUUGGAUGGAGGAAACAAUAAAUGAUGUUUUCGCACCACUCCUCCGACGUUUUGUAGUCAUAUUCUUUGAUGACAUCUUAGUUUUCAGCCCAACAUUACAAACACACGUCACACAUUUAUCUCAAGUCUUGGACAUAUUGAGGAAACAACAAUUGUAUGCGAAACUUUCAAAGUGCUCAUUUGCUACAUCAUCUAUUCAAUUCUUAGGACACAUUGUGUCUAGUGAUGGUGUCGCACCUGACCCGGAUAAAGUCAUAGCAGUUUCAGAAUGGCCUACUCCAACUACGGUCACUCAAGUUCGAGCAUUCCUAGGGCUUUCAGGAUACUAUCAGAAAUUUAUUAAAGGGUAUGCACAAACAGCUUCUCCAAUCACUGAUCUCCUGACAAAAGGAAAAUUCCAUUGGACAGAAGAAGCUAACACGACAUUUAUGGAAUUAAAGACGUGCCUUACUGAAGCACCGAUUCUCACUCUUCCUGACUUUCAAAAACAAUUUAUAAUUGAGACAGAUUCAUCAGGUACGGGUAUAGGAGCUGUGUUGCUACAAGAUAGAAAAGAAAUAGCGUAUUUCAGUAAGAAACUCUUCCCACACAUGCAAACUCAAUCAACUUAUAUCAGGGAGAUGUAUGCUAUUACGUCGGCA
This is a messenger RNA of Gastrolobium bilobum, 738 nucleotides long. RefSeq lists its product as uncharacterized. NCBI's taxonomy places the organism in Eukaryota, Viridiplantae, Streptophyta, Magnoliopsida, Fabales, Fabaceae. The record is from RefSeq and is a predicted model, not a curated record. The transcript is spliced from 2 exons. The annotation marks the transcript as partial.